AGAUGCACAUUUUGAUUUUGACAUUUACUUUAUGUAUUAGAAAAUCAAUCUAUCGUUUGCUCCCAAUACAUUAUUACUGUGAAGACUUUUUCUUAUUCUGUACCUGUUGAUAGAGUUGUCUUUAUGGUUUAACCACUUGUGUGUGGAGCCUCUGGGUGUGAGUUUGGGUGGGGAUCGACCAGCCUGUGCGAAUUCUGCUUAAUAGUUUGGGGUCUAGAGAGAUCAAAUGAUCAGCUACCAAUUUUACUUUUUCUGCUUCUUGCCAUGUUUCAUAACACAUCUGUUAGAACCCAAGCAACACUUGGAGUAGCAGAGCAAAAAAAAAAAAAAAAAAAAAAAAAAAACAUACCACAAUUUCUGGGUUUAUUGUAAUGAGAAGGUGGUGGUUUCUCAGUUUGUUGACUAAACAGGCAAACGAGUGCUUUUCAAUUUAUGAUUUCUUUUGAUGGAUUUGAUUUUUAAAAGUUUUCAGCUGACCAUCAUCCCUUCUGAGCAGAAUUCAUAUCUGUUGGUACAUUAAAAAAAAAAAAGUGAUGUCUAACUUUAGGAAAACACCAAGUAUGAACUAAGUGUAUGCUGCACUGGUCUAGAAGCUUCUGAAGAUCUGUCCUGAACCACAGACACCACAGAGGUGUUAAUGACCUAUUGAAAGCUCUGCUCCAGCUUUUGCUGGGAAUGGACUUGGUCAGAGGCUCCACUCAUAAGAAAAAGCUGUGCUGAGACAAAGUUGGUAGUCAGCACAAAUGUUGUGUGAUCCUGGUUGGCACUCUAGUGGCUCAGAAGAGAUUUGAGUUUGUGUGACUGUCUGCUUUCCCGAGAAGUGGACUAGCAAAGUAUGCAGCUUUUGUGGCCAUUGCUUUGGACACAUCCCUGCUUGAUGCUGUCCCACAGUCUCAGCGACAUCUAGUUCCUAAUUCCUCAAAAUACGUACUGGCUUAUUAUUAUUUAUAUUGUUAUUAUAGUAGUAUGUUUGUUGUUUCUUUGAGACAGGGUCUCAUAGUGCAAUCUAGGCAAGAGUGACUUUGAACUCUUGGCCCUCCUCUUGUCUGUUCCGGAUGUGGUGGGAUUGCACCACAUAGGGAUCUUAUUUACUGCCCUAAAGUUCUCCGGAAGAUGGUGGCAAAUGAGGAUUUAUUUAAGAACACAGAACAUGAAACAGUGUCCUUUAGAGUUUUCCAUCCCUCUGGGGGAAGUUCUGCACUUUGGCGUCUGCAUCUACAUUUCUUUCGUCUGGUCCCUUCUUCAUUUACUUCCGCCUUUCUAUGUGGGUAGUGAGCAAUGCCAGUUAAAAGGGGAAGGCAAGGAAGUCAAUUGUGUUACCUAGAUGAUAAUUCUCCCCCAUUUGCUUCCUUCAUCUUUCCUAGUUUAUGGACUGCUGUUAUUAAACGUUAAUUUUGACAAUUCUAAUCUCGGUUGGUUAUACUUCCACAGUUUUGCACAGGGAAGAAGAGUGUGGUCGAUACUGUAACUUAAAGGGAACAAGAUAAUAAGGACAACCAUCCGUGAUUUAGAAUUGUUUUCUACGUUUCAGCAUCUGAACAAAGUAGCUAUUUAAGAACAGAACAGAACUCAGCGUUUUGCCUUGUUAUCUCUAUAGGGGUUCACAUUAUAUGGCAAAAAUAUCUAAAGUGGCACUUAAAUAUUGAAAAAGAUAUUGGAUUUAAAAACUUGAGCACAUACUGUAGAUACAUAAAAUUAUCAUCUUUCCUCACCCCAUCCCCCAUCAAUUGCAUUCUCCGUCGGUCACACGGAAUAUGUCUGUGGCCUGCCUGCACUGAAUCAUUUCAGAGCGGAAAAGCAUCUUCAGAGGAAAACCAAUGUAGGGACAUGCUUCUUCGUGCACCAUAGUAUGUCUGUUUGUUAUAAUAUGCAAAUCCUGAGUCCCCAGCGUCAAAAAUCACAGAUUCCGUGCAGAAUUUCUUUCCCCUUUCUAGCUUUCUUUUCCUCUAUGUGUUUGUGCAACUUAAAAGUUAUGACCAUUAACAGGCAUGUUUACGACAGCCUGCUUUUAAACUUUCAGGUUUCCUUUGUUUUUUCUGUUGUGCUAAAAAAAUGUAUUCCUAGUUAUUUCUCCCUCUUUGUGAUAGUAAUGGCUGUCUAGAAAUAUGAGCUUGAGAAUUGAGUUCAUCCAAGAAGCCAAGAAGAACAAAAACCACACACACACUUUGCAUUUGCAAGCACCUGGAAUCCAUUGGGUUCCUGGAGUUGUAAUUUGGAAGCAGACAAAGCAAAGAAUUACCAGCUGAAAAGCUGGCGCUGUGAGUGAGAACAGCCCGAGGAGGCGCCAGAGUCUGGUUUGUGUGGGGACUUUGAGGCAGGGAAACAGAACCCAAGGCGCACUGCCAGCUUGGAAACUAGUGACACUAGAAUGCUGGCUGCUGUGUGUCUCCUCUGCUGGCUUGGUUGCCAUCAUAUUUUGUUUUGGUGCUGGGACUGAACCUCAGAGUUAUAGGCAUCCUAAACUCACACUGGGCCAAUGAGCCCCGCCCCUCGACCCAGCUCCGGAGUCCUGAACCAGCCCCAGGAUGAGCCUGCUCCUCUAUAUAUAAUGCAUUUUGAGUUGUUCUUUCUUAAUAGGUGUCCUUGUGAGUGUUAGAUGGGUUGGGAGCCGCUGGGAGUGGUAUCUCGCCUGAGAAACUUGCUCUUACAGGCUAUUAAGGACAAUUCUGAGAUGGGUUUAUUAUAGUAUUCGGUAUAUUAAAAAUAAAAAUCUCUUGGCUUUCAGGACUGUGAAAGGAAAGAGUGACAGGAAACUCAAGUGCAGAGUUCUGUGUGUUUAAUAUUCCUGCAUUUGGGAUAGGAUAUUUAGGUAGCACCGAGUUGCAUAUAUUGCAUAGGAUCCAGUAGCCAUAUUUGUGUUAAAAAAGAGAAUACCUUUUGAGAUUUUUCUUAUCAACAAUGCCCUAUCCAUCUUUGAGCAUUAAUACCUAAAUAGGAAGGUUCAUUCUUAGGUAAAAUUGAUUUUGCGAGGAGAGCCUGUAUUUAUUUUAGCAUUUCUUUGGUCUGAUAUCUAGGGGUAUAGUAGCAUUCAUGGGCUUUGCCCCACAUGGAGCUUCGAGCUUAUUGUAGCAUUGCACACUGAUCCCAGGUCAGUGUGAUGCGUGAAAUCAAUUUAUUUGAAUCUCUUUGCCUCUAUAGGAAUUUGGCAGAGUGCCAGUUGUUUUCAUUUAAUGUUCUUUGUGUUGAACACAGACAAGCAGGCUUGCUAUUGUGUUCUUCCUUCUUUUGGUCUCUGUCUCUUACAGCCAAUAUUUUGCUCUGUGGAUUUUGAAAGGAAGGGAGACUUUAUCGAGGGUGGGUGGUGCUUGAUAUGCAAAAACAAACAGUGUGACUUUCUUAUCUUUUAGGAGAUAUUCUUUUCACCUUCAUGACACGAGGUGUUGAUAUUAUACAUAAAAAAUACUUAAGAAUUUUGUUUAGAUAAGAUUCUUGGUGAAAUCAAACAGACUAUAGGUGAUUCCUUGUAUUAAUGACAGUUACUUGAAACAAUUGUAGGAAUUACAAUAAAUACUUAAUUUGUGAACUAAACCAUUUUUAGGAGCAUUUACUCAAUGGGAAAACUUACCCUUUAAUCAAGCACACAUUAAAAGUAAUGCUUUAUCUUUGACCCAUUUUGAUUAAGACACUGCUGUAUAUGACCUGAGUUUGUUAUAUAUAAUGCUCUAAUAAAUUCCUGUGAUUUGGGUAAUUUCUUUUUAAAAUGUGCAGGGUUAAUUCCUGGGAGUGGCAAAGGGCCUUUUUUUCUUUUUUUUUUGCUGUUGUGUGAUAAAUUCAGAUCCAUGCUCCAUUCGUGGUUGUUUUUGUAGGCAGCAGGAAUUGUUUCUGGGUUAGAUCUUGGAAGAGACAGAGAAAGGAAAUAAAUGCCAGAGAGUGAGAGGAGACUGUUCUAUUGAUGCUCCAGGCAGUUCUUACGGAAGUUGAUAUGCAGAACCAUGGAGCCAAGACUUCAGGGUCAGGCUUCUACCCGGCAGCAUAGCUUCCUUGUUUAAUUACCUGAAGAGCAAAACAGUCAGCCUGGGAAUGUGUGAAACCCCAGGAUCUCCUGCAGCCUCCUGGCCCUCUGACAUCCUUCAAGGCCAGUCCCAUGGGUCUGGCUGGUUCACGCCUGGGUUCCUCUCUCUCAGGAGGCAUUGUGUGCAAGAGGGUUUGGCUGUGAAGCUGAGAUCUCUGCCAGUGCCUAGACUCCUGUUCAUUCCUUCUGGUCUGUAUUGACAGAUAGAUUUGGCUUUCCUCUUUCUUCAACGAAUUUAAACAUGUGGCUCUUUCAUUUUGAACCUCUGGCCUUGCUAUGAAACAAUCCCUGUCCCUCCAACACAUUAGCUAAUGGAAGAGUGGCCUUAGUUUCCUGAGAACUCAUUUUUCAGCAUUGUGUGAUCACAUCCUGUGUGUUGCUAUUAUGGGGUCAGACUCACUCAUAAUAAUUUAGUGUGCAACUAACAGUUCUGAGAUGGUUUAUUUAUUCAUACAUGAAAACAGAAUAUCCUGUUUUUAAAAGAAAAGUUAUAGGAUUUUCGAGAUGGGGUCUCCCUCUUUUUUCCUUGGAAUCUGAAUAUAGUGUUAACAUUUGCAGCAGGAAGGGGCACACAUGCUUUGAUGGAGCAGGAGGUGAUGAGAAAUAAUAUUGGUUAGCAAUAUGUCUAGCUUUGGGGGCGUUGCAUAGGGAAAGUAUUCUAAGACUUGCUUGGCGAGAGAGCCAUUUGGGAGACCUCCUGGCUAUAACAAGAUGCUACCUUCCCCAGAGGAAGUCUGACAGCUUCUUUAUCUGUCCUGCUGACUGAAGUGUCCUCCCUGUGGGUGGGGAGCAGGGAUGCUGCUAGUUUUUCCGUCAAACAUCAGUGGAAAGUGUGACUUCAUGUCUAGUAAUUUGGUUUGUCCAACUACUUCCGUAGGCUUCUGUCUUGCAGUCUGAAGGACAUUUGUCCUUUACUGGAACGUGUUUGCCUACAUAAAGUACAAAUAAGAGUUGUGGGCAUGUAAAAAGAGUGUUUUUUUCCGCAUAUAUUUUGUAUUUUCAUUUAUUUAUUCACUUUACAUCUCAAUGCCCAUCCCGCUCUCCUCCCAUCCCCCUUCCCUCAGUUCUUCCUUUACCCCUUCCACUUUCCCUCUGAGAAGGGGAAGCCCCCCCCCCCCCUUGGGUAUCACCCACCCUGGCACAUCAAGUUUCUGUAGGACUAGGUGCAUCCUCUCCCAAGUGUUCUUUUGGUGAAUUCACAAACAUAACUCCACUCCUGGCAAUGAGUUCUCUACACUGCUUUUCCCAAAGUGAUAAACAUGUUGGACUUUGUAGAGAAGUUUCAUGGGAAUUAUUAGAAAAGCAGCUUUGUAUUCAUAUAAUAUUUAUGGAAAUAAUAUGUGUUUGAAUAUUUGUAUACUGCGCCAUGGGCAAGUGUAUAAUCAUUUAACUAGCUGGUCUAGCCUGGUGUACCUGGCGACUGACCUGGCCUGGUGGUCUGUUGCUCACAGGCAUUAAGCACCUGUGCCUGGUGCACCCUCUCUGCAGGUUUGCUCCUGUCUAUUUAUGUAGCAUCCUCCUGCCUUUCCUUCAGAGUUUUUCUUCACCAUCAAUAUGCACGUGGAGAAAGUAGUAUAAAAAUAUACUUUUAGCCACUGUCAGUGUUCAUAACUCACUCUCUACAAACAGACUCUUCACUAAAGCCCCACCCUGCCUCCUGAGCUCCCCAAGUUUUGCUAGGUUUUAUCACCCGACCCACCCCCGACCCCCCCAUAGUUUUUCAGAAUGCAGGUGAGAACAGCCCAGUGCUAUUAUCAGCAGGGCACUGAGUUCACUAAGAGAGGACUGAGAAAGACUGAAAGACAAAUGGCUAGUUGUGGUUUUCAGGUGAGCUUGCUCUGUUAAUCUGGGCUGAAAUGGACAGGAACAGGUGGUGUGGCGGAGGAGAGGAUGGGUAGGGGUUGCUCUGGCCAAGAGCAGGUUGCCAGCUGGGCCAGUGAUCUAGUUCUGUUGUCAGUGUACCCACAGCAGUGGAAAAGGGACCUUUUCACAUAAAAGGCAAUCUUGACAAACUUUCUGAAAACGUUAAUGAGGUAUAAAUGAAUAAUCUUAGUAAGUUGAAGUGCUGAAUUUGCUAAGCGAACUGAGCUGAGGUUCAAAGAUUUGAAGCGCUACUGUAUUUUCUAUAUUCCAAUAUACAGCAGUGUGGUGGGGCGGAUGGGUGCGAACGCCGCUGGAGUCAUUUUGUCUUGGUGCUGUAGCAGAUGUGCUAUACUGGGACCUCUGGACAGAGAAAGCACAGUUAGGGAUGGAAUUUGGUAAUAAAACUCAUUCUAGCUAAAAGUGGGUUUUUCUUUUUAAAGUUUGAAUCUACAUACAAAUGUAACAAAUUAGUGUAUGUGUAUAGAUUUGAAGAAUUUGCAAUAUGGAGAAAAGGUGAUGGGAGUUUGUUAGAGAUUAAAAAGUGCUGAGGAAAAAAAUAUGAUCAGAAAAAAAAAAUGUGGGCUCUUGUAUUGCUGUGUCCUUGCUCCACCUGGUGGAUUUUGCUGAAAGUGUUUAAGUCUGUGUUAAUGAAAAGAAUUAACCACUACACAGUUCCUCUGAGCAUAGCAAGAGUCUUGUUGGUGUUUAAAAUAUUCCUAUGUUUAUGGUUUUUGUUCUGUAAUUUCAUUGCAUUGAAAGAAAUGUAUAUUAUAUAGAAUCCAUGUGGUUCAAACAUAUGUAUGUUCGUUUUCGGAAAUUUGGAAUAUUCCGAAAGUAACCCUCACAUGAAAUCCCCCUGCAUAGGGCCAUCAUUACCAGUUCCACACUUAGUAUUACUUAUUCUGGAGCCCCAGCUGGUUCCGAUCUUGCUCUGUAAAUUAGCCUGGAUUUGAACUUGUUCCACUCCUCUAAGCCUCUACUAUUGGAUUGGUUUUAAGGAUAGAUGUUAUCAGAAGAGAACCAGCUUGCAUUUUCGCUGAUUUAAAAAUACGUUGAAUGUUUACUACUAAGUCAAAGAAUGAUGACAGGCAUCGGGCUGAUUAUAAUCAUUUUUGCAGAACUGCUUCUCAGGCUCAAAGGUGGUGGUGUGUCAGUGUUUAGCAGAAAGGUUUUUUUCUCAUUGAGCUUCAUGUCCAAGACACAAAGGUAGAGACUAACGGUGCCUUAUGCAUUCAUGGGGUUGGUAAUAUCUGUUGUUUGCUGGCCUUGUACAGACUGCUUUCUCUGGCAAUCUUAAGAAUUCAGUUGUGCUUUGAUCAGCUUACUGCUUUCCUUAGGUUAUUAUUAUUUUUUUAAUCCCUUAGAUUCUUACAUCGCUGUAACAGAAGGUGAAGUUUUGAAAACAGUGUCUCCAUAUGCAAGGGAUUUGGAGACCUUUUUAUUGUCUUUAACACUGUCAUUCAUGGUCCUCAUUAGCAUUUAUUGUUGCAAGCCUACAAGCAGAAAAUGUGAAAUUGGUAUGUCAUGAAUAGCCCCACAGAGCUCUGGAGCCCUCUGAUUUUGCCUGCAGUGUGGUGUGGGCUGGGCUUUGAGGGAAAGCUGUCCAGAUGGCUGCCUGCACACAGCAGAGCUGCAGGUUUUUGUCUCUGGUGCUGAGAGGAGGGGAAGUUCACUGGAGCAUACGCCAUCACCCUUGCAUUUUAACAAAACUAACUAGCCAUUAGUCAAGAUGGGAGGGUGAUGACAUCGAGACAAAGGUUUUCCAUAUAGUGUUACAAGCUGUGUCACAGGAUAGGGCUGAGCUGCUAGGUACCUUCUCUUUUAACCCAGUGGGUUUUGUGGUUGGAAAACGAGAUGGAAAUGGUAACUUCUUUGCAAAUUGGUGUGCAGGUGGGUCUUUUACAGAUCUCUUUUUUAAAUUUGUUUAAAUUGGAAGAUGAUAUUUUAUGCUAAAAGAGUCUAUAAAGCUAGGAUUCCUCACUAGGGCUAAGAACCUAAGUGUUGUUUUAUUUAAAAGCUGAAAAGAAAGAAUUUAGACCAUUUUUCCUGCAGAGAAAUCUACUUUUAAGAACAUUAGUACAUUUAAGUCUCAUUUACAUAAAAUAAUGUUCAACCAAUGUGUGUUAAAAACAGUUUUCAGAUUUUAGAAUUUCUUAAAUGUUAGGUCUGAGAGUCAAAAGUUGUCAAUUAUAAAAGAUAUACAAUAAUAAAUAUACUGUGCUAGUAUAAGAUCAUGGCCACUAUUAUAAACAAAUAAUAAUUACAGAUACAGGUUCUAUUUUCUGUUAGCAAGUGAUAUUUUUGAGAUUUCAUUUUGCACAAAUACUAGUAAACCUACACAGUGUGCACAUAAUAACAGACAUAUUUGCUUUCAUAUGCGGAGUGUGUAUAUAUUUGAGGUUUUCUUCUUUUUUUCUCUUUCUCUUUCCUUCUGUUUCUCUCUCUGUGUCUCCCUCUCUGUCUCUGUUUCUGUCUCUCUCUUUUUGUCUCCCAUUCAUAAAGUCUUACUGUGCAGUUCUGACUGGCCUGAAACUUGCUAUGUAGACCAGGCUGGUUUCAAAAAUUCAGAGAUUCACAUGACUCUGUCUCCUGAGUAUUGGUAUUAAACAUAGGCAUCACCCUACCCACUGGAUAACAUAUGUUGACCAGAAUUCAAAAUAAAAUACAUUGCUACAUUGCUUCAAAAACUGCCAAAAUGAUUGUCAGUGCAUAUGUAUGUAUGUAUGUAUGUAUGUAUAUAUAUGGAGGAAAAUGCCACAGAGAUUGGCUUAUUAAGAAGACAUUAUUUUUUUGAGGCUGGAAGUUUCACACUAGUUUUAGAGCUCAGUAUUAACCCACAUAAGCUAACAGAGAUAAAAAAGAAAAAGUCAAACUGAGUUUGUCAUAAGACAAAGAUGAACUGUAGAGCUGUGUUAUAGCCAUCUAGCUCCCUGCCUUCCCCUGGCCCAAUAGAGUAGGAUUUCUCCAAGGACCACAUAGCAUGGUCUCCCCAGGAUGGAGGGGGCUUGUCCAUCUAGUUGCAAGUGAUCCAAGCAAAACAGCCUUUCUGCCUCUAUAACGUCUGUCUAAUCACCUACUAAGUCAACCUUCUCUCAGGUAUGUUUCCUUUUAAUCCCUUACAUCUUAGUGCUUAGCACUUAGGCCCUCUAGGACAACCCCAAGGAGUCUUUGACCCCCUGAUGUUUACACACCCUUCAGAUUCUUACGGUGACAGACAAAACACUCUUCCUUUGUCACUUAGGCAAAGUUCUUGGGGUCUCUCUGUGCAUCAGCUGACAGUCGAGGAGGUGCAGGUGUUUGCCAAUCACUUCCCCCAAACAAGGUAGCAGAAAUUGUCUGACUGUGUCCAGCUCUUUACAGCAGGCAUUUAUAGAAGAGAUGGCGGCUGGCCUCUCAGCACGGUGGACCUCUCAGGGAGCUUUAUAACCUAUUUCCUACCCCACUCAUUUCUUUGUGGUUGGCACUGUCUUACCUUGGAGCCUAAACCAUACGCUGUUUGUUUUUCCUGCCGACAAAGUAUAAUUGGAUUUAUCUUUGUCAGGAGACAAUCUAUUACGGCCUUUAUUUAAUACAGUUUCAAAUGUCUUUCAGUGGCAGAAGCAAAUUAAUGUACAUUUUCACUGGGUGUUAUAUCUAUUUAAUCGACUGUCAAAGUGAUGAGAAGUUAGGAACUCAUCCAGAGAGGUCCAUCGCCCUCAGCCCAACAGCUCACACAUUAGGUAGGUUUGCCCUGUCAGUGGGAUGCCUUUAGAAAACACUAAUAGCUUCCAGCUGGGUGGAAAAUCAAAACCUUUGGGGUCUGACAAAACUAGGAGAUUUGAAUUUGAAAGCAGAGCUAAUGCCUCCAUUUUAUUUUUUACCACUCGCCCAUAAAACAUUAUUUUCCAAUAUGUCAGCCUCAUUUGGUGGCCAGUGGUCUGAAAUGGAAAGUGGAACAAGCAAGCGGAGAAAUCUGGACAUUUGUGAACCCACCCUUUCAAGCUGGUGUGCCACUUUGUGGCAGGGUCUCCCUUUAGAGCAGGGGGCUCUUAAUGACCAUUCAUCAAUGCUCGUUGGCUGAUCAUUGAGUGCCUUCUCAUUCAGUUUAUCAAGUCUUGCACAUAAAAAGUCAGAAUCCACCUUAUUCAGUGCUGUUAAAGCCAACUAGAAGUAAAACGGCAGUCCGAACCCAUUCUCCCCUUGUUUUUCUCUUUGUUAAUGCAGCCCAGCUUAAAUGAGUGUCUUUAUUGGGUCGGUUAGAAUAUCUGAAACUAUUAAUUCUCCUGUAUUGAAUAGCUGGUGGCAGGCCAGAGCAGAUGGGGUAGGCGAGUAUUUGGUUGGGUGUAUUGCUUUCAAUCAGGAUCAAUGAGGUUCCAGAUCCUUUGAAUGAACUCACUUAGUCCCCACGGCGUGCAGCCCUUGCAGACUAUCACACAACAGCCAGCAAGAGGUUGCAGAGGGAGAUGGGGACGAAACCCUGGAAAAGCUUUUGCUCAAACUCUCUCUCCUCCAGGGUGGAGAUCUCUCAUUUGCUGCAGAUAGUGUCACUGGAUGGCUGGUCUCUGUGGCUGAGUCAGAUAUGAACAAAGGAGAGAUGUGUGUAGUGUGGUGCUGUUCUACUGUGGAAUUGGCACAGAACUGCUGUGCUUUGAUGAAGAAGAACCCAGAGUUAUCGCCCCAAACCUACUGAUUUUUUUUAAUGCGUCUAACAUUUCAUUAUUGGCUAAAUUCGUUGAUUUGCAAAGUAAUGAUUUAGACAAAUGUCUUUCUAAAACUGCCCUUUAAAAAGUAGACUUUCCACUAAGUUAAAAGUCAGGUAUUGCUGCACCUUUUUAGAAAAAGCACUUCAGUGGUCAUUAAAGUGUUCUGGGUUGUUCUGAAUGUAUUUUAAUUUUAUAAAGUCUGUAUUGAUGGGGACACAGGGCAGGGCUCUGUACUGGAGCAAACUUUCCUAGUACACACUCCGUUUCUCGUUGUUUGCCUAUGUAACUGCAUUAAUCAUGCUAUUGAUUGUCUAUUUUUAUUAUACAGUUUGGAUGUUAGAGAUCUUGGCUCUUUGUACUCAUUUUAUUAAAGGGAAAGUUAUUUCUGCCUAAGUAACUGUAUCUAUACAUGUCCAGGUUUCCCAGUUCAGGGAGAGAUGCCAAAUGGGGCUGCAGCUUUGCCUGUCUCUAGGUGAAAGCAAGGGACAGACUCCUUGAGAAAACGCUGAACCAGCCUCAGAUGCAUGCUCAGCCAGGCCCUUUUUGCAAUCAGACUUGAAGGUGAGAAUCUCCGGGGAUCCAGGUUUUGUUGACGUGGAUCAAUUUAAAGUGGCAAUUACUGUAGUCAGAUAACAGCUUAAAAAGCCUUUUUACACAUAGAAAAGAUACAUAAUCACACAGCAUAUGGAAGUUCAAUUUUCUGAGCUGUAGUUUCAGGCCUUGGAGUGUACCGAUAUUAAGACCCAGUUUUGAAACCAGAUAUCAUCCAGUUUUCUUGACGUGUAUUGCAUUUUGUCAUAUGACUUUCUAUUUUAGAAGUGAUUCACCGUGCAUAUUGAUGAAAGGUUGGGUGCCCCACUGUGAAAAUGUUUUCUUUCUUCCAUAGGUAUAGUAUUAAAGAAAAAAAAAAUUGGUGUGUAGCAUUGAAUGGCUUUUCAAAACUACUCCUUAAAAAAAUGGAAGUCUUCAGAUUUAGGAUUCUGGAUUCCAUAAAGGCCCUUAUGCCAGCACUUAAUUGGUGAUCACACUCAUGCAUGCUAUAACAAUUUCUGUCACAAGAAUGUUUGAGCUUGCUGCUUAACAGAACUGAAAUCCAUUACACAGAACCUCAUUACAAGUGACACCCAACUAAGAUGAACAAAAAGAUUGCCCUCAUAAAUAGAGUGUAGUAUACUAUUCUUGACAGAACAGAGUAAUCACUAUGAAUUGUCGUCUUUUUACAAGUUGUCUCUGACAGAGAUGGAUUUUUGAGGGGUUCACUGGCUGAAGCAGCCCUUCUCAGGUUCAGCGUUCAGGGGCUGUAGAAGUUCUUACUGAUCGAUGCUGUUUAUCAAAGAUGAUAUAUUUUUCGUUUGUGCAAGGUGUGUGUUGUGUGCAUGUGCUCUGAAGCCCUCUCAGGCGAAGGGACAGGGAGGCAGUGGGUAGAGGUCAAAAUCACUGCCUGUUUUCAGAUGGGGUCUGUUAGUAGUUCUUGAAGGCAGCAAGGAGGGGAGAAAAAUCAACCUGAUGAAAGCUUAUGGAAAAUGUCGAAUAAGCAAAGGACACAUGGACCACUGCCAGAAUAGCAAGAGUUAAAGGGGCCGGUCCCUCUUCAUGGUCACUGAGCUGGCUGGCUGGUCAGUCCUGAGUAGAAUUGUUUAGUAGAAUUGUGUGUGUCUAGUGGAUUGGCUGUACACUGGAAAGGUAGAGAGCCCAAGGGCUUGACCACCAUGUGAGCCCUGUUGUUAAAACAAACAAUCAAACACAGACCCAGAGAAGAGUUCCCAAGUGUUAAAUUGUGAAGAAGAGUUUUAGAAGAGAAUAAUGUUUUCCUUCUGCCUGGCAUCUUUGUGUGUUUAGAAACAGGCGGGCAAGGCAGGCAGGCAGGCAGGCUUGUGUUUCUCCUAUGAGGCAAGGAUGUUUUACAAAGGACUGAAGACACACUGCUGGGAAGGAAAUAGGCAGCUUUAGAUAAAGCACUGUAACAAAGGCUCCCAGUUUUAUAUAUCAUGGUGUCCAUUAAAGCUUAAUAGGGAAGAGUCCAUUGAACCAGGCUGGGUAUGUGUUAUUCACAGUCAGGAGAAACAUUUAAGGGUGUCUCCCCCCCCAGCCCCCCUUGCACCCCCCCCCCCAGCACCCCUUCCCAAAAAGGCAUGAUUGUUUAGCUUUUGAAAAGGCAUUACAAUGAAGAGUUUGUUUUUGUCUCCUGUGGAUCUCUAUGUAAAGUAGAGGAAAGUAAGCUGAAAGUGUUUGGAGCAAAUCAACCUGGGAGCCCAGUGGAUUGAAAGCACUGUAGUGAACUAAAAACGGUUAGAUUCUGCCUCAGAAAAAAAGUGUUCUGUUUGACCCACGCUACUGGGAAGCUGGAAGUGUUCUGCUCAUACUUUGUGCUGGGCGAUGAACUGGCACAGCCCGGUCUUACAAGAGGUUUUUAGGUUGUUUGGGGUUUCCAGAUCAAUAAAAAAAGCUUUGUGGUCUGUGCCCUUGUUUGUUUUAAACCAAACUUCCCAGUAAUGCCUGUUAAAAUUAGAAGAUGAAGGACAGCUUUCAGUGUGAGUUGGGGUCAGGUCAACAUUGCCAUCUUUUGGCAAAAUAAGGGUUAACUUGGAGCUGGGAAGGGGUGGUGAUAGUGAAUGAAUUAUUCAGCAUUUAGCUUAUCUUUCUGCAUUUCACUUUCUGCUUUUUGGUGCUCUGGAACUGGGGCAGGAGGAAGAGUGGAGAAAGGGAGACAGGAGUUGUGAUACUUUGUACACACGUCCCUGUCAUUGUUCUGCCUGAAGAGACAGGGCUGGGUUCAAGGCCACAUGUGUUCCUGUCAUCCUGCACAUUUCUGCUCCAAGUGCAAUCCGGAGUGUCAGCUCUCCAUCUGUCUCUGCCUGGCAGGCGCACGCGCCCAGCACCCUGCCUCGGGCCAUGCCGCCCCAGCCCCUCUGAUGGCCCUCCUCUCCACCGCCCCGCACAUUCCAGAACAGGAGGCAUGAGCCCGCAUCGCGCUCCCUCUUAACACAGAGUUGCUUUCAGUGUGUUACACGCUGGAUUCCGGGAUGCCUGAGACAGACCGACUUUGUGAGUCCUGGGUGUUGAAGGAGGGAAAUAACCUGUUCCUGGUGGCAUUCCCAGAUCGUACCGAGAAGCACUCCACAAUGCCAGACUCACCUGUGGAUGUGAAGACGCAGUCUAGGCUGACUCCCCCAGCAAUGCCACCUCCUCCAACCACUCAAGGAGCUCCAAGAACCAGCUCAUUUACGCCAACGACAUUAACGAAUGGCACCAGCCAUUCACCCACGGCCUUGAAUGGCGCUCCCUCACCGCCUAAUGGCUUUAGCAACGGGCCUUCUUCUUCCUCUUCCUCUUCUCUGGCUAAUCAGCAGCUGCCCCCAGCCUGUGGUGCUAGGCAACUCAGCAAGCUGAAACGAUUUCUUACUACCCUGCAGCAGUUUGGCAAUGACAUUUCACCAGAGAUUGGAGAAAGAGUUCGCACCCUUGUACUGGGACUGGUGAACUCUACUUUGACAAUUGAAGAAUUUCAUUCCAAACUGCAAGAAGCUACUAACUUCCCACUGAGACCUUUUGUCAUCCCGUUUUUGAAGGCCAACCUGCCCCUGCUCCAGCGUGAACUCCUCCACUGCGCAAGGCUAGCCAAACAGAACCCUGCCCAGUACCUCGCUCAGCACGAACAGCUGCUUCUGGAUGCCAGCACCACCUCCCCUGUCGACUCCUCAGAGCUGCUUCUCGACGUGAACGAAAACGGGAAGAGGCGAACUCCAGACAGAACCAAAGAAAAUGGCUUUGACAGAGAGCCUUUGCACUCAGAACAUCCAAGCAAGCGACCAUGCACUAUUAGCCCAGGCCAGCGGUACAGUCCAAAUAAUGGCUUAUCCUACCAGCCAAAUGGCCUGCCUCACCCCACCCCACCUCCACCUCAGCAUUACCGAUUGGAUGAUAUGGCCAUUGCCCACCACUACAGGGACUCCUAUCGACACCCCAGCCACAGGGACCUCAGGGACAGAAAUAGACCUAUGGGGUUACAUGGCACACGUCAAGAAGAAAUGAUUGACCACAGACUAACAGACAGAGAAUGGGCAGAAGAGUGGAAACAUCUCGAUCAUCUGUUAAACUGCAUCAUGGACAUGGUGGAGAAGACAAGACGAUCCCUCACUGUACUAAGACGAUGUCAGGAAGCGGACCGGGAAGAACUGAAUUACUGGAUACGGCGGUACAGUGAUGCUGAGGACUUAAAAAAGGGUGGCAGCAGUAGCAGCAGCCACUCCAGGCAGCAGAGUCCUGUCAAUCCAGACCCAGUCGCAUUAGAUGCACAUCGGGAAUUCCUUCACAGGCCUGCGUCUGGAUACGUGCCAGAGGAGAUCUGGAAGAAAGCUGAGGAAGCUGUGAAUGAGGUGAAGCGACAGGCAAUGACGGAGCUGCAAAAAGCCGUGUCUGAGGCAGAGAGGAAAGCCCAUGACAUGAUCACCACGGAGCGAGCCAAGAUGGAACGCACGGUGGCUGAAGCGAAGAGGCAGGCAGCAGAAGAUGCUCUAGCAGUCAUCAACCAGCAGGAAGACUCCAGUGAGAGUUGCUGGAACUGUGGCCGGAAAGCAAGUGAGACGUGCAGCGGCUGUAACACGGCCCGAUACUGUGGCUCUUUUUGCCAGCAUAAAGACUGGGAGAAGCAUCACCACAUCUGUGGACAGACCCUGCAGGCCCCACAGCAGGGAGACACGCCCGCUGUCAGCUCCUCAGUCACACCCAGCAGUGGGGCUGGGAGCCCAAUGGACACACCACCAGCAGCCACUCCGAGGUCUACCACCCCGGGAACCCCCUCUACCAUAGAGACGACGCCUCGCUAGACCUAAACUCAGACUGUCAGAGGAAAGACACCACAACCAACACGAAAGCAAUUCCUCAUCCUCAGAUGCUCAAAGUCCCUUUUCUGUUUGUUUGUUUAUAGAUGAACUAUCUAUCUUAUUUCAGUACUUCGGCAAGAGAGAACCUAACUGUAUCUUUGAGGCGAUAGUAGAACACAGAGGCCAGUAACGGGUCGUAAUGACUUACUGUGGAUAACAAAGAUAUCUUUUCUUUAGAGAACUGAAAAGAGAGGAAAGAAUAUAACGUGAAAUGCUAGAUUUGACCUCCUCCCUGUUAUUUCCAAGUAGCUGGGAUUUUAAACUAGAUGACCUCAUUAACCAGUGCUUUACCAAACAGCAAACCAAGAGAUUGCUAAUUGCUGUUGAAAGCAAAAAUGCUAAUAUUAAAAGUCACAGUGUUCUUUAUAUACAAUAAUGGAAAAAAAAAAAAGAGGCAAUUCCUCAAGGGCAUGAGCGGUGGAUACAGAAGUAGACAUUUUAACAAGAAGAUGAAUGGCGUCUGUGGGUUGCUAACUGAACUUUGAAGACCCGCUGCAAAACGCGCAGAUGUGCAGCAGAUUGGAAGGAGACACAGAUGGUCCUUUUUUUCCUGUUUCUGAAAAAGAAAUAAUAAUAUCCAGGUCAACAGAAUGAAAAAUGAAAGAUGAUUUCCAGUGCGGUGUAUGACUACAGCAGCAAGAAAAAAAAAUGCCAUAAUACAAAGGCUCCUUUUUAUAUAUAUAGUCACACACACACACACACACACACACACACACACACACACACACUUAAGAGACUCAGCCUGCAGUUAAUUAGCAUUCUGGCAGCUUCCAAGUCAGCCAGCUGCCCUAAAUAACCCUUCAACAUUUCUUCACUUUUGCAAGGUUCCACAGACUAAGACAUUGGGUCUAUUCCAGCUCAUUCAUUUUAUAUUGAAAACUAAUUUAAAAAAAAAUGGUGGCUUCAGCUCCAGCCCCUUUCCAAAAUUUUUCAACCCCACCCUGUUUGGAUUUUUAAUUAAAAUCUAGUAGUUCUCUUGGUAUUAAAACACUUCUGUCCUGUGAGGUUUUCCCAAUGGUGUUUUUCUUGUAAAUGUGUUGGACAAAUGUGAAGAUGCGUUGUAGUUUACCCAUAUGCCCACAUUUAGUCUCUUUAUUCCUAGUUGGUGAGAAACCUGUAUCUUUCUAUGCUGCUUUUAUAUCUGUAUGUAUUAGUGAUAUUUCUCUAGUAGUUAAAAAAAAAAAAAAAGAAAAAAAAAACUUUUUUGGUUGUCCUCAAGAAAAGAAAAGAAGAAAAGAAAAGAAAAGAAAAAGCUAUCUUUUGGAGCUGCUAACUCACUCUCUUAUAGGAUUUUUUUUCCUGGAAACCAGCAUGCUUCAUGGAAUGCUAGCACAUGGAUGUUUUAAGAGGGAUGUACAUAAAUGUAUUUUGCACUGUCACAAUGACUCCCUAGGCAUGCUUUCUUUUUUUCAAACCAACUUUUUAAAUAUGCUAGAGCCAUUUCACCAAUUUUAGCUGUAGCAUAGAGUAGUAGUGGAAUUUUUCUUUCUUUUAUCCUUUUUUUAUGAAAAGAAAUUAUUAGGGACUUUUUUAAAAAAAAUAAAAUAAGAUAUCCUACUUUAAAAAAAAAAAGGACAGUGCAUGCAUAUUGCUGUAAGGUUGUUUAAGUAUUUCUAAUUUUACAAAAAAAAAAUGAAAAAAAUCAUUAGAGCUCCAAAUGCUGAGGUGUAGACGAACAGCUUUAACCCUGCUGAGUGCCAGGUAAUACAGUGUUCUUACAAAAGGGAAAUCAGCCAAAGACUGAUCUGAGGGACCAAAAUCGGAACUUUGAAAAGCACCAGUGGUACUUUCCAAAUGAUCAGCAGGUUGAACAUGUUCAGUGUGAAUCCAUUAACCCUUCGUUGUCCAGGGUCCAGACCAGAACUACUGGUUAGUUUUGAAACACAUUAGCCCAGGAUGUGGUUGUGUGCUUUAAGAGUCGGCAGUGCUGCAGGCUGUGUAGACAACCAAAGUUGACAAGGCUGGGAAGACACUUCUCCACAUACCCAUACACCAGGCAUUUCUUUACAAAUUGAGUACAAUCCAUUAGCUUGCGGGAGGGGGAGGGGAGCGGGUAAUGUAGCCCUUGGAUACAGUUUUAAGUGGUUGUAUUUAAGUUAUCUGCAUAGAGGCAAUCCUCCUGGGUUUGCUUUAUGUCUCGAAAAUCUAAGAUUUUUCUUAAACCAUUUCCCCCAUAUUUUCAUAUACCAGUCGGUUUUGAUUUUGUUCCGGUGGUGUUGUGUUCUUUCUUUCUUUUUUUUUUUUUUUUUUUUUUCUUUUUUCUUUUCAAUGGCCUUUUAAUUUAGGAAGUUCUGAUGAGCAAAUAAAUGCAUCUAUAUCUAUCUGCAUGUUGGAAGUCCAUCUGCCAGCACACCUGCUAAAGGCAACGAGAAGCACAUAAGCAGGCUCUGAAUGGGUUCUAUCUUACCAUGGUGCUCCCAGAAUCCUUUGACCUCAUUCUGCUUUCUAGUCUGCUUGUGACACUGGACAGUCCUUUCUUAGAGCUAUUCUAUGUUCUAGGCUACGAAGGGUUAAAUAAUCCCAAAAAUGAGGUAUGUCAUACCCUCACGUCUCGAUCUCAAGAAGCUGUGAUGUACGUGGAACAGCACUGUUAUUCUGAACACUAGUGUGUAAAGUAAGGAUUAGUACAGUCCGUCUCAUUACUUUUUAAUUCAGGGCACCCUGAGUGAAAACCAAUACAAAAAAAAAAAAAAUCCCUAACUCUGAGCUCUAUCUCUAAUUCCUCUUCCUCCUUCCCCUCUUCCUCCUCCUCUUCCUCUCCUCCUGUUUUGCUACAUUCUCCUCAGUGGCAAAAAGUUUCACUCUACCUCUGACAGCAUGUAUAUUGCACCAGUAGCUAACAAAAACUGGUCUAGUCAAACCAAAUGGGCACAAAAGAACCAGGAUACCAAAAGUCAUACAGCUGCAAACCAUAUCACUUCUUGGUAACAAUGCAGACCUCAUAAACCUAAAAAAGAGAAAGAAAAGAAAACUUUUGUUACUUUCCUUUUUUGCUUGUCACUUAUAUACAGGCUAUGUGAGAGUAUUGAUUUGUAGGUAUUACACAUUAAAAAAAAAGUUAUCUUCAUUGGAUAGAAUUGAAUGGUGGUCGCUGAUAGGAAUAGGGCGUCCUCUAUCUCUUAUCUCUGUCUCUUUUCUCUUUCUCUUUCUCUGUCAUGAGACUGUGUGUGACAGGGCCACCUGUCUUUUUUAUUUUUAUUUUUCUGAACUUUUUUUUUUUUAAUGUGUAGGUGCAUGUCUUGGGGAUUUAAAAAUUUCAAGGCUGGUUUACUUAUGCAAAGCAUGCCUAUGUCUGGAAUACUUAGGGAAAGAAAGCGACUCCAUGUUGUCCGAAUUCCUCAAGGGACAGAAAAAAAAAAAUUGGAGACUGUUGAAAUGCAGAUUUGAAGUAAUUUUAUUUUAAUUAUUUUGGGUUCUGCGACAUUAUUGUGAAAAAUUAAAGUUGUUGUGCAAUACUUAAUUCAGACACGUGCCACAAGUUAACGGUAGACUAACACUGGGGGGCGGGGGCUAGGCAUCACGCUUUUGUCUGCAUACUCUUGAGCUUUUAAGUCUACUAUGUCCGAACUGUGGUUUCUUGUUUAUCCUUUUUUUUUUUUUUCCUUAGUUGGACUGUAAUGUAUGGUCUGUCAACCUGUGAAUCUUUAAAGUAUGAUUCAGGUAUUGUUGUACUCUUUACUGUGUAAUAAAAAUGCUUAAAAAAAAGUCUGUAUUCUGUCUCCCUUAUCUUUACUGUGUGCCAAGGCUACCACUCAGGGACCUUAGCCUUGAAGGGCAGUUCUUCAUGGAGCAUGCCCGGAGUCUAGUCAACUCCAGAGUAUGUCUCUAACAUGUGUUAGUUCAUCCCUGAGUGAUGAGGGAGAAUGAUAGAGCACAGAGGACAUUCCUGAGGUCAUUGUAGUCAAAUGUAGAAGGACUCUCAAAGUCCUCCAUAAGAAAGGAGAGCAUAGUCUAGGGGUCUCCUUCUCUAGAAAGGUCCAUUUACCAUCUUCUAAAGCUCUGACAUGCAGAAGGUUGCUCCCAUGCAUAGCUGCAGGAUGUACACACUAAGACACUCCAUCCGUCUUGGAUCCUCACUGCCUUUAAUCAGAUGUUGCCAGCAUGUUCACACUUGGUUUUGUACACUUGUAAUACACAGUAUGGUGUGUCCAACUUGUUUCUAAGACCCAUGUCCAUCUAACACACAUAAGUAUAUAUUUUUUCAUGCACUAGCUAUAAAGUAGCUUAGAAUUUGGAGAACCUAUUGGUCUACCCUAGGAACACAGUCAAUUUUCGAGUACUUUACACAACAUAUUUUUUUUAAAGGAAUGUAUACACUACAUUCUGGUAAAACUUCUUGUUUGCUUGAAAGAUUCCCACUAUGGCCUAAAAACUAGUUUAAAGGGAUAAAGGGAAAUGCAAGGCCUGAAUCUGAAGAGACAGAGACAUCAGAGAUGCUGAUGAGUGGGAGGGUAAUCUUCAGCUUCCUUUGUAUGCUAACUAGGCCCCUAUACCUGUCCUGAGACCUGGCUUCUUCAAGGAUAUUGAGAAAUGCAGCCUAUUUUACAGAGUGAGGAAAGGAGGGAGGGAGAGAGAGAGACAGAGAUAGAGACAGAGAGAGUUUAAAAGCCUAGAUAGUGCAUAUCUUAUCCCUACAAAAUAAACAGGCUGAAUAUUUAAUUAAGUAGUUAAUUUUUUUCCCCACUCAAAAGCCUGCCCAGCCUUUCCUUAUUUGUACAGAUACAUUUUCUUUUUCUUUUCAAAAUGGAACAGACCAGAAACCAGAAGACAUGGAGGCUAGAACGGAGUCGCCUUGAAGUAGCCCCUUUAUAAGCUGUCCUUGAAAAACAGCUCUGUGACAUAUUUGUAUGACUGGAUAUGCUGGACAAAUGCGUAAUGAGUUUAGUUAAGAUGAAGAAUGUGAGCAAAAUCAGCAGCUUCUGGGUGGUGAGCACCAUUUUUUAAAAGAAUGUUAUUGAUGUAUUUGAUAAUAUAAAAAUGAUGUUUGCCAUGAAAGAACACUAAGUUAUUUCCCCAAAAUGGAAGGGGAAGAAAUGAUCAAAGAGGUGCUUUUCUGUAUGGGUGUUUAUAUCUUUAUUCCAAGGUGAAUGAAUAAAGUUGUACUUGCCUAAA
Molecule: messenger RNA, 20552 nt
Organism: Mus musculus (house mouse)
Lineage: Eukaryota; Metazoa; Chordata; Mammalia; Rodentia; Muridae
Gene: Runx1t1
Product: RUNX1 translocation partner 1
Exons: 11
Coding region: 13581-15383 (600 amino acids)
Biological process (GO): regulation of DNA-templated transcription; negative regulation of DNA-templated transcription; DNA-templated transcription
Cellular component (GO): nucleus
Molecular function (GO): transcription corepressor activity
Source: RefSeq, a predicted model, not a curated record